GUGACCUGUACAGAGUUCAUGGGAGAAAACACAGAUGCCCCCGGCAGAGCAGUUUUGAGAUACAUGAGGACAAUGAGGAUAUAGCCUCACAAAGCACCUGUAAAACACAUGUCCUUGUCCUGGUCCUUCAUGGUGGUAGUAUUCUAGAUACAGGAGGAGGCGACAUCAGCAGCAAGGUGGCUGACGUCAACACCUUCAGCUCUGUAUUUGAGAAAGUAACCAAAGCCCAUUUCCCAGCAGCACUUGGACACAUCUUGAUGAAGCUGGUUCCUUGCCCUUCAAUAUGCUCUGAAGCCUUCUCGCUGGUUUACAACCUUAACCCUUACAGCUAUGAUGAGAACUGCCUAAACAUUAGUGAAGAUCACAUUCCAUUAGCUGCCUUGCCACUGCUGGCCAUCUCCUCUCCUCAAUACCAGGAUUCUGUUGCUAUGGUGAUCAGUCGAGCAAACCAAGUUUACGAUGAAUUCCUGAAGUCUCCAGAUGGGUCUGGAUUUAAUGGACAGAUAUGUCUGAUUGGAGACUGUGUUGGAGGAAUUUUGGGUUUUGAUGCUUUGUGCCACAGUGCAAAGACACCGGGGGAGAGUCAAAACACAAGCAGGAGAGGAAGUGCUAGCAGCAUCCAGGAUAAUCCUAUUCUCUCCGAUGAAGGCAAUGCUAACCUGCGAGGAACUAAGCGGCUCAGCAAAAGCAAUAUUGACAUCUCAGGAGUUUUGGACAAUGGGGAACCAAGGCCACCUUUACUAAGGAAACAGAGUGAUUCAUCCACUUAUGACUGUGAUACAAUAACGCAACACCAUGCUUUCCUGUCUAGUAUUCAUUCAAGUAUUCUGAAGGAUGACAUAGACUUUCCACGAACUGGGAGCUCCAACCUUUGUGAUGUCAUAAUGGGACGUUUUGACUUCGAGGUGUCAGACUUCUUCCUGUUUGGUUCCCCAUUGGGACUGGUAUUGGCUAUGAGAAGGACAGUGCUGCCUGGCAUUGAUGUGUGUCGGGCUCGUCCUUCUUGCUGUCAGGUGUACAGUUUUUUCCAUUCUGCUGACCCUUCUGCCUCUAGAUUGGAACCCUUGCUGGAAAAGACAUUCCACCUCGUGCCACCUUUUAAUGUUCCGAGAUAUCAAAAGGAUCCUCUAGGAGAUGGCAAAUCAUAUCUCUUAGCUGGCGGAGGGGAUCCGGAGGAACGGCUGUCAGUAGAGCGGCUCGGGGAGCAGUCUCCAUCAGCGGAAGCUGGAGACUCAGCCAGGGACAGAUAUGCAGGACGAAAGCGGGAGUCCGAGGCGGUCAUGUGGUCCGGCAGCUUGGAUGGCAUUCAAGCAUGUAGCGCAGCUUUUGUUGAAAAAUCUACAACCAGCAAUUCACCUACUACAGAGCCUCCAGCAUCGUCCAAUUUAUCCACACCCACCCGGGCAAAAGGUAGAAGAUCCAGCCUGGUGAGCAUGAACAGCGAGCUGUCAAGUUCUUCAGAAAGCCUGCCAUCUGCAAAGCUUGCUAAUAUUACAGCUAACUGGUGGGGAACAAAGCGUAUUGACUAUGCUUUAUAUUGUCCUGACGUGCUCACGGCAUUCCCAACUGUGGCAUUGCCACAUCUUUUCCAUGCCAGCUAUUGGGAGUCGACUGAUGUGGUGGCCUUUAUUUUGAGACAGCUGAUGAGGUAUGAGAGCGUGCAGAUACAGCAGAAGGAGGGCAUUGAUAAUAUGAAUAUGAGUCCUUCCAGUCGGCAAGAGAAGUGGCUUCGAAAGAGGAAUCAUGUCAAACUGCGUAAUGUCACAGCCAAUCAUCGAGUUAAUGAUGUGAUUGCGGUGGAGGGUGGCCUACAGGUCCUGGUUGGUCGAUUCAUGUAUGGCCCUCUGGACAUGGUAGCCUUGACAGGAGAAAAGGUAGACAUGCUCAUCAUGACUGAGCCAUCCAGUGGAAGAUGGGUUUACUUUGAUACUGAAAUAUCUAACAGCAGUGGACGAGUCUCAUACAGUGUGCCAGAAGAUAAGAGACUGGGUGUAGGAGUGUACCCCAUCAAGAUGGUUGUAAGGGGUGAUCAGAGCAGUGCACAGAGCUACCUGACAGUGCUCCCCCCAGGAAUGGAGUGUGUAGUUUUUAGCAUUGAUGGAUCAUUUGCAGCCAGUGUUUCCAUUAUGGGUAGUGAUCCGAAAGUAAGAGCUGGAGCAGUGGAUGUGGUCAGGCAUUGGCAAGAUCUUGGUUAUCUAAUCAUUUACAUCACUGGUCGCCCAGACAUGCAGAAGCAAAGGGUGGUUUCCUGGUUAUCCCAGCACAAUUUCCCCCAAGGGAUGAUCUUCUUUUCUGAUGGGCUUGUACAUGACCCAUUGCGCCAGAAAACAAUAUUUCUCAGAAAUCUCAUGCAAGAGUGUCAUAUCAAAAUUAGUGCAGCCUAUGGAUCAAUGAAAGACAUUUCUGUAUACAAUGUGCUUGGACUGUCAUCUUCUCAAAUCUAUAUAGUUGGACGUGCAGCUAAGAAGUAUCACAAUCAGUGUCAGUUUGUAAGUGAAGGAUAUGCGGCUCACUUGGCUUCACUGGAAUUUAGCCAUCACUCCCGAGCUAAGAAGAACAAUGCCCGAAUGAUCCUGAGGAAGAGCAGUUUUGGCUUACACACUCAACCUGAAUUCCUGAGGAAACGAAACCACCUCCGGAGAACUAUGUCUGUUCAGCAGCCAGAACCACCUUCCAGCAACCCCAAACCAGAAAGAGCACAGAGCCAGCCAGAGUCUGACAAAGACCAUGAGAGGCAUUUAAAUCCACUUUCUUGGGUGAGAAGUGCAGGCCACAAGUUUGAGCCCUCACCAUAGUGGAGUCAGAGCACAGUGGACAUAGGUCUUGAAGAAAAACAAGCAAGCUGUGCAAAUUGGAAACAGCAAUAUUAUGGAUCUGUGGUGGUGGCUUCCUAUAAGAUCCUUCCCUCAACCCGACUACAUGACAGUAGACAGAGACUAGGGUGUAUCACGUAUUUGCUGGAUAGAGAUGUAUUGUGGACGUGGCACAUUUUUUUGCAUUCCAUACACCCUCUUACCUAUAUCACUAUGUUUUAUUUAAAUGUGGCAACAAUGCUAUACAGGUGACAUUGCAUUCAGCGUGUGAAAAGAAGACUAUAAAAUGGUAUUUG
Nanorana parkeri is the source of this 3109-nucleotide messenger RNA. RefSeq names its product PITPNM family member 3 (gene PITPNM3). The annotation marks the transcript as partial. The record is from RefSeq and is a predicted model, not a curated record. Gene Ontology annotation, molecular function: phosphatidylinositol binding; phosphatidylinositol transfer activity; metal ion binding. Gene Ontology annotation, cellular component: cytoplasm. The transcript has 17 exons. Gene Ontology annotation, biological process: phospholipid transport. NCBI's taxonomy places the organism in Eukaryota, Metazoa, Chordata, Amphibia, Anura, Dicroglossidae.